Laetiporus sulphureus 93-53 is the source of this 1920-nucleotide messenger RNA. RefSeq lists its product as uncharacterized. Lineage: Eukaryota; Fungi; Basidiomycota; Agaricomycetes; Polyporales; Laetiporaceae. Gene Ontology annotation, molecular function: GTPase activity; molecular adaptor activity; GTP binding. Gene Ontology annotation, cellular component: cell division site; microtubule cytoskeleton; septin complex. Gene Ontology annotation, biological process: cytoskeleton-dependent cytokinesis. The transcript is spliced from 6 exons. The coding region runs from base 1 to 1920 and encodes 639 amino acids. The record is from RefSeq and is a predicted model, not a curated record.
AUGUUCGGCUUUCGCUGGAGGUCGCGUACAAAGGCUGAGCCCGAUCGGAGUGGGCCGCCAUACAUUCGCACUUCACCGUCCCUGCCGGAACUGGCGAGCGAAGGAAUACCAUGGCCGGAGAACUUGGUUGAUCCAGCAUCUGUAUCUCAAGCGGACGCUGCAUCGCCGUCGGAUCCCCCGAAAGGUGCGGCCAAAACUCUCUUUCGUGCAGAUGGCUCCGGUCCCAUUGCGUUCCAUAAACCAUGGUCGUUACCAGACAAACCUGCGGGCGGGACCAUAUCGGCACUGUACACUUCUCCCCCGCCGCCGCCUCCGCCUUCUGCAUUUGAAACGCGCAAGCAGCCUGCUCGCAUUCGCACGCGGGUGAAUCAGCGUAAAGUGCGCGCUCCGACGAGCUUCAAUGUGAUGGUUGUCGGUGCUCAGGGUACAGGGAAGACGUCCCUUCUCCGGCUGCUGCUGGACACUGCCGAUGUCUCGCCAACCGCCACGCCCGAACAGAAGGCGUCGAUGGAUCGCUUCCUGAACGGCAGACCGAAACGCACAGAGUCCAUCCAGACGACGUGCGUGGAAAUCUGCGAAUCGCGAUACGAUCGCAUCCUGCUCUCCGUGAUCGACACGCCGGGUCUUGACUUUCAUGAAGGUCACGAGCUCAGACUCGAACGUCAGGUCACCGGAGUCGUCAAGUACCUCGAUGCCCAGUUUGCGGACACGUUGAGCGAGGAGUCCAAGGUAGUUCGGCAAAGCAAGGGAGACCAGCACGUGCAUCUAUGCAUAUACAUGAUCGAUCCUAAAUCUAUCAUGAGCACCUCACUGCGGCGUGCCUUGUCCUCGCUUCCGGAAAAGACACGUUCACAAGCAACCAUCUCUCACCCACCGGACCUCUCGUCCUUCUCAGACGACUCCACCUCGGACGACUCAGACGACGAGUCCUCGAGCGAACUGACAAUGUCGCCCGCGGACCUCCGAGUAAUCAAGCGUCUCUCCACACGCGCAAACGUCCUCCCGGUGAUCGCACACGCAGACUCGCUCACGGACGACACCCUCGCGGAAAUGAAACGGGCCGUGCGACGUGAUCUGCACCGUUCCGGUCUCGACUUUGGCGUCUUUGGGCCUGUUCCGGAGGAAGACCCCUCGAGCAAGCGCUCGACGAAGGUGGAAGCGCACCAGGAUGCUAACGGUUCUGCCCAGCAUGAGGACAGCGAGCCUGAGGAAGAACCUGUGGAGGAGCGGCGCUCGCGUCCUGUGAUCAAGCUCCGUCCCACGCGGCACGCGCAGGGUCGCCGUUCGUCGCGUUCGCGUUCGCGCUCCCGCAUGAGCCUGUCUGAGCUCGCGGCACACGAGCAGGCCCUGCCCGACACGACGGACGCAGAGAGCAUCGCGAGCGUGCGCUUUUCCGCGCAUGUGGUCUUCAAGAACGACCUCGGUGCUCAGCUGCCUUUCGCUCUCAUCAGCCCCGAGCGCAUCCGGCGUGGGCGGCCACUCAAGCCACCCGCGCCUCCACCUGGACUAGAUCGUCGCUCCGUCCACACCGACACUGGGACAGUCGUCACGACAGCGUUGUCGGAGGACGGCCACGCGGUUUCGACGGCAGAGUCGACGCAGGCAUCGCCAGUGACGCCUACGAGCCCGAUCUCCCACCGCAACCUUCCCCUCCCGUAUCUGGCCGGCCCACCGGCUGACCUGAAGGGCAUGUUCACCCGCAAGUUCAGGUGGGGGACGAUCGACGUGCUCAACCCUGCGCAUUGCGAUUUUGCCGCAAUGAGGAUUGCGGUGCUGUCGACGCAUUUGAAGAUGCUCAAGAUCAGGACGAGGGAAGUCUUGUAUGAGCAGUUCCGCACCGAAAAGCUGCUUGCGAAGCGCGCGACCUCUCAGUUUACAGAGGCGGAGACGCGCAAACUGCUGGCAGAUCUUGGGAUUUGA